AUGCAGCGCAAUACGUCGAGCGCGACACCACCUAGAGGUCAUGUCCUCAGACCCCACCAUAUUCUACUGCUGAGGAUCAUCGUGUCGGCGUUCCAAGUCUAUGAGGAGCCCCCAUUACCUCCACCUUUCUUGCUGCACUUAUACCGACUUAUUUUGAAUGAGAUUGCAGAGGUCACGCAACCAAGGUCAUAUAAUCAACUCCUCGGAGACAUCUCACGCGGGCCAUUAGCGGACCUGCCACCGUCACAAAAGUUCCUCGACGAAUUGAAGCAGGCACCGCACGAGUUACAGACCCCACAGCAAUUGGCCAACUACCUAGCAAUCAUACCGAGCUUAUAUCCUACCGAGAAAGAGGACGACGAUGAGACGGAUGCGCCGUUUGGCCGUCGUUCGCUAUUUGGAUACUUCUGUCGUCGAUGUUAUGUCAGCUUUGUCAAGCUAUCAUUCGGCGCGCUCGCGAGACUUCAGUCCGAUUAUGUGAUGUGGGCUAAUGAGCCAAUUACGGACGGAAGACGUGAUCCAGGCUCCUCUCCUGGUUAUCAAUCGGUCCUGAAAGACAGGCUAACCAAUGACUACCAGAUUUUCAAGACAAAAACAGACAAGAAGCACUUUCCCACAGCCGAAGCUUACGCUGUUUUUGAGAAGGCGCAGGCGGUGGGAGACGUGAAUAUGGCAGCUGAGAACCUGCGUAGAUUCUUCGAACAGGGUUUUCAUGAAGGCAGCGAUUCGGGACUCCGACAGCAUGCGCUGUUGAAUCUCGCGCGACUUCAUUACGUCCAUCACGAGUACUCGGCGUGCCGUAAAUAUCUUCAAGAAGCUGUCGGCGCCGCUAGGACUAGCGGAGACAAGCUGACGUUGCAACAUUGCAUCAGCAUGCUGCACCGCCUACCUCCUCUAGAGCGCGGGCGCAAGUAUGACAUCAACGAGAUUCAACCUGACCUCCAUCCUCUUGAAAUACUGUAUGAUGUAAAUAAACUCAUGCAGAUUGGUAAUCAACCCCUCGCAGCAUCCUUUGAGAAAAUUGUCCAGGCGAUAGGCCUCUUCGACCAUUGGAUUGACGUUCAGCGAAAACCCUUCGUGGAGGCGGAGCAGUGGGGCCAGCACACUGUACAAAGCGUUGUGUGGAGUAUGCACGGAUGCACUGAGAUCGGUAAGAUUGAACAGAAUAUCGUCUCCGCAUUCACCGAAGUUGGUGGCGCCGAUCACAAUCGGCUCAUUGUUACGCUAAACCGAGCGUAUCAGCGAGCUCGUCAAGGAAAAUACCAAAAUGCCCUCGCGCUAUUACUCGAACCGGACGUAUGGCGAGGCAUCACGCUCAACGACUAUAACCUCUGGGCCACUGAGGUAUGGCAUAUCUUCGUCCUGCGAGCCAGUCGCCGAGGGCAACUUCGUCAGUUCAGCGACUUCCUGAAACAGAAGCGGCCCGACGGCACUUACAAGGCGCGAGAAUAUUGGUUCUGGUCCGCCUCUUCGCUGGGUUCUAUGAUACGUGACCCUCUCUACGAAGUGAUGCAAAUGCGCGGAGUUGAACAAGCACAUGCAUGUGUGGAACAACUCUUGACAGCUGUAUGGCAUGCAGAAUUUCAGUGCCGAUAUGGUCUGUACAGAACUGCGAUCGUCCUGCUGGCGGACAUUGGUCUCGAGUUCGGCAUGACGAAGUGGUGCCGCAGGAUAAUUGACGAAAUCAUGCCACAGGUCAUAACCGGAACCGAUCUGGAGCAGAGAGGCUUGGCUUGCUUCACGCUUGCAAGAUGUAUCAUAGCCGCCGGAGAAUCAUCGCCCACCUCCCUGCAAGAAUGCAUCCCUUACCUUCAAAUUGCAGAGAAGGACUACGCCGCCCUUGAGAUGUUCCGUUCCCUGCAAGAUGUUCAGUAUUUGUUGUCCGUGGUCUAUCACAACCUCGGCAUGACAGCCGAACGGGACGAGGCCGCAACUCGGCACCUCAAGACAGAAGAAGAGGGUAGAAACGCGGCCGUGGUCGUUGUUGAGGUUUGGAUAGCCGAAGUUUUGGAGGUGGUGGCGGAGGUCGGGGCUGGACUUGCUUCGCGAUGA
Messenger RNA from Sparassis crispa, 2052 nucleotides. RefSeq lists its product with no specific name. NCBI's taxonomy places the organism in Eukaryota, Fungi, Basidiomycota, Agaricomycetes, Polyporales, Sparassidaceae. Gene Ontology annotation, cellular component: anaphase-promoting complex. The record is from RefSeq and is a predicted model, not a curated record. The transcript has 18 exons. The coding region runs from base 1 to 2052 and encodes 683 amino acids. Gene Ontology annotation, biological process: anaphase-promoting complex-dependent catabolic process; positive regulation of mitotic metaphase/anaphase transition; protein K11-linked ubiquitination.